This is a messenger RNA of Hirundo rustica (Barn swallow), 1799 nucleotides long. It is a transcript of the gene B3GNTL1, whose product is annotated as UDP-GlcNAc:betaGal beta-1,3-N-acetylglucosaminyltransferase like 1. The transcript has 12 exons. The coding region runs from base 46 to 1161 and encodes 371 amino acids. The record is from RefSeq and is a predicted model, not a curated record. Lineage: Eukaryota; Metazoa; Chordata; Aves; Passeriformes; Hirundinidae.
GUCUCUGUGGUUGUUCCUCCCGCUCCUCCCCGAGGGGAGGCGGCGAUGGCGGAGCCGGGGAGAGCCGGCGGGAGCCCCGAGCCCCCCGUGCAGGUGUCCAUCAUUGUGCCUGUUCACAACAGUGAAUGCUGGUUAGAUGAAUGCUUAAAGUCAGUUUGGGAGCAAGAUUUUAAAGGAACCAUGGAGCUGUCAAUUUUUAAUGAUGCCAGUAAGGAUGGUUCAGCUGAAAUAAUUGAAAAAUGGAAGAUCAAGUUGGAAGAAAUUGGUGUUUCAGUAAUCGUUGGGAACAACGAUUCCUCUCAGCCUCGAGGUGUUGGAUUUGCUAAAAAUCAAGCAGUAAUUCAGAGCUCAGGAACCUAUCUCUGCUUUCUGGAUUCAGAUGAUGUGAUGAUGCCACAGCGGGUUAGGCUGCAGCACCAAGCUGCCAUUCAACACCCAAACAGUAUUAUUGGUUGCCAAGUCAGAAGAGAGCCAGUGGACUCUACUGAACGAUACACACGCUGGAUCAAUAACCUAACCCAGGAACAACUUCUUACACAGGUGUUCACCUCCCAUGGGCCCACUGUGAUCAUGCCAACCUGGUUCUGCUCUCGAGAAUGGUUUUUCCAUGUGGGAAGAUUUGAUGAGGGUGGAAAGGGUGUCCCAGAGGAUUUGUUGUUUUUUUAUGAACAUCUCUGGAAGGGCGGUGGAGUCUUUCGAGUGAACCGUUGCCUCCUGCUCUACCGGUACCAUCCCCAGGCUGCCACUCACUCUGUCCUAGAGGAAACCAUCUGGAAUCACCGAGUCAGGUUCCUUGAGGACAGAGUCCUGAGCUCCUGGACAUCAUUCACCAUUUGGAAUGCUGGCAAGCAAGGCAAGAAGCUCUACAGAAGCUUGUCACCAGCUAAUCAGAAAAAGGUAACUGCAUUUUGUGAUGUCGACAAAAAGAAAAUAACAAAAGGAUUCUACACUUACGAGGAAUCUGAGGAGAGACCAAAACCUAAAAUUCCCGUGUGCCACUUCAGGGACGCGAGCCCGCCCUUCGUGAUCUGUGUGAAGCUGCAGUGGGUGGAAGUCCCCAGACAAAACAUCUGUGCAACCUGUUGUAAAGCACAUUUAAUCUGUGAAGCCCUUACAAUGAGACUAUUAUACAACAUCUUGUCUGCAAACUCUGCUCUCUGACUUCAGCUGGGAUUUCAUGGCCAACUGAGCAUUUUCUCCUUGCUAAUUCUUUACCAACCUGAGUUCAGCACCAUUUUCUGAAGAAGGAAGUGUGCUUUAAGGGGCUUUAUUGGCUUUUAUUUUGCUGCUCGUGGUAGGGGAUUAUUUUUCCUUUUGAUACAGACAAAACCUGCAUGUUUCUAUGCAGCUCCAAGAGGGUGAUUUUGGAGAUCAGAUGUGUUUGUGAAGUGGGUUGUUUACAAGAAGUGACUCUGUUGGCCAUGUACUUGGAGCAGCUCAUUUAUUUUUUCAGGCAGUUCCUCCCUUGUGAGCACUGGCAGGGCUUUGGUACCAGAGCAAAUUGUUCUGGAAGAAGCAGGCAUCCUCUGAUCUUUGCUCAGUUUGCAUUUUAUACUGGCUCCACAGACAGCUGGAGCUGGAAUUCUGCUCUGUGUGAGUUUUUGCUGAGGAGAAUCCAAGUGUGGCUUUAGCUGGUCAGAGCAGCCUGGCCCUGCAGGGCCACUUCACCCAAGGGUUUGUGCUCCGUGUUUGCUCCCAUUUGGAGGUAAAAGCAAAAUGCUCAGAAAUGCUGCCUUGUGCCUGGCUUGGCUUGGAUUCCAGUGGCUGCAAAUGAAAGGGAUUUUUAUUUUUCUGUCACA